Messenger RNA from Cariama cristata (Red-legged seriema), 2405 nucleotides. RefSeq names its product myosin-7. The annotation marks the transcript as partial. The transcript has 13 exons. Lineage: Eukaryota; Metazoa; Chordata; Aves; Cariamiformes; Cariamidae. The record is from RefSeq and is a predicted model, not a curated record. Gene Ontology annotation, cellular component: myosin complex.
GCGCGGAUCGAGGAGCUGGAGGAGGAGCUGGAGGCAGAGAGGACGGGCAGGGCCAAGGUGGAGAAGCUGCGCUCGGAGCUGUCGCGGGAGCUGGAGGAGCUGAGCGAGAGGCUGGAGGAGGCGGGCGGUGCCACCUCGGUGCAGCUCGAGCUCACCAAGAAGCGGGAGGUGGAGUUCCAGAAGAUGCGGCGGGACCUGGAGGAGGCCACGCUGCAGCACGAGGCCACGGCCGCUGCCCUGCGCAAGAAGCAUGCCGACAGCGUGGCCGAGCUCAGUGAGCAGAUGGACAACCUGCAGCGCGUUAAACAGAAGCUGGAGAAGGAGAAGAGUGAGCUCAAGCUGGAGCUGGACGACCUCGGCUCCAACACGGAGCAGCUGAUCAAGGCCAAGGCCAACCUGGAGAAGAUGUGCCGCACCAUGGAAGACCAGAUGAACGAGAACCGGACCAAGUCCGAAGAGGCUCACCGCAUGGUCAAUGACCUCACCACCCAACGAGCCAAGCUCCAGACGGAGAAUGGGGAGCUCUCCAGACAGCUGGAGGAGAAGGAAGCCUUCAUCAACCAGCUGAUGCGAGGGAAGCUCACCUACACCCAGCAGCUGGAGGACCUCAAGAGGCAACUGGAGGAAGAGGCCAAGGCCAAGAACGCGCUGGCCCAUGCCCUUCAGUCGGCCCGGCACGACUGUGACCUGCUGCGGGAGCAGUAUGAGGAGGAGAUGGAGGCCAAGGCCGAGCUUCAGCGGUCGCUCUCCAAGGCCAACUCUGAGGUGGCGCAGUGGAGGACCAAGUACGAGACGGACGCCAUCCAGCGCACCGAGGAGCUGGAGGAGGCCAAGAAGAAGCUGGCCCAGCGGCUGCAGGAGGCCGAGGAGGCGGUGGAGGCAGUCAACGCCAAGUGCUCCUCCCUGGAGAAGACCAAGCACCGGCUGCAGAACGAGAUCGAGGACCUGAUGGCAGACCUGGAGCGGUCAAACGCGGCGGCUGCCGCCUUGGACAAGAAGCAGAGGAACUUUGACAAGAUCUUGUCCGAGUGGAAGCAGAAGUUCGAGGAGUCACAGACGGAGCUGGAGGUCUCACAGAAGGAGGCCAGGUCCCUCAGCACGGAGCUCUUCAAGCUGAAGAACGCCUAUGAGGAGUCACUUGAGCACCUGGAGACCUUCAAGAGGGAGAAUAAGAACCUCCAAGAGGAGAUCUCGGACCUCACGGAGCAACUGGGCGCCAGCCACAAGACCAUCCAUGAGCUGGAGAAGGUCCGCAAGCAGCUGGACGCCGAGAAGCUGGAGCUUCAAGCUGCGCUGGAGGAGGCUGAGGCCUCUCUGGAGCACGAGGAGGGGAAGAUCUUGAGGGCCCAGCUGGAGUUCAACCAGGUGAAGGCAGACUACGAGCGCAAGCUGGCCGAGAAGGACGAGGAGAUGGAGCAGGCCAAGCGCAACCACCUGCGGGUGGUGGACUCGCUCCAAACCUCGCUGGAUGCCGAGACCCGGAGCCGUAACGAGGCCCUGAGGCUGAAGAAGAAAAUGGAGGGCGACCUCAACGAGAUGGAGAUCCAGCUCAGCCACGCCAAUCGGCUGGCUGCUGAGGCCCAGAAGCAAGUCAAGACGUUGCAGGGCUACCUCAAGGACACCCAACUGCAGUUGGAUGAGGUGGUGCGGGCCAACGAGGACCUGAAGGAGAACAUGGCCAUCGUGGAACGGAGGAACAACCUCCUGCAAUCGGAGCUGGAGGAGCUGCGGGCAGUGGUGGAGCAGACGGAGAGGGCCCGCAAGUUGGCCGAGCAGGAACUGAUCGAGGCCAGCGAGAGGGUCCAGCUCCUCCACUCCCAGAAUACCAGCCUCAUCAACCAGAAGAAGAAGAUGGAGGCUGACAUCUCCCAGCUGCAGACGGAGGUGGAAGAGGCUGUCCAGGAGUGCAGGAACGCCGAGGAGAAGGCCAAGAAGGCCAUCACCGAUGCGGCCAUGAUGGCGGAGGAGCUGAAGAAGGAGCAGGACACCAGUGCCCACCUGGAACGGAUGAAGAAGAACAUGGAGCAGACCAUCAAGGACCUGCAGCUGCGGUUGGACGAGGCCGAGCAGUUGGCCCUCAAGGGGGGCAAGAAGCAGCUGCAGAAGCUGGAGGCUCGUGUCAGGGAGCUGGAGAACGAGCUGGAGGCUGAGCAGAAGCGCAACGCUGAGAGCAUCAAGGGCCUCCGCAAGUCCGAGCGGCGCGUCAAGGAGCUUAGCUACCAGACGGAGGAGGACAAGAAGAACCUGCUGCGGCUGCAGGACCUGGUGGACAAACUGCAGAUGAAAGUCAAGGCCUACAAGCGGCAGGCGGAGGAGGCGGAGGACCAGGCCAACACCAACCUGGCCAAGUUGCGGAAGGCGCAACAUGAGCUGGACGAGGCGGAGGAGCGUGCCGACAUCGCUGA